Molecule: messenger RNA, 1499 nt
Organism: Vicia villosa (hairy vetch)
Lineage: Eukaryota; Viridiplantae; Streptophyta; Magnoliopsida; Fabales; Fabaceae
Product: purine permease 3-like
Exons: 2
Coding region: 65-1177 (370 amino acids)
Cellular component (GO): membrane
Molecular function (GO): purine nucleoside transmembrane transporter activity
Source: RefSeq, a predicted model, not a curated record
AUUCAUUUAACCAUUAAGUUUCCUUGUUAAACCAUCACACAAGAACAAACAACAAAACUGAGACAUGGCAGAAGAAAAGAAACAAGAAACAACAGACACAAAAAUGAAGAGAAUUCUUCUCAUAAUCAACUGUUUAUUAUUAGCCUUAGGAAACUCCGGUGGUCCCCUCAUAAUGCGUCUCUACUUCAUCCAUGGCGGCCACCGCGUCUGGCUCUCCUGUUUCCUCGAAACCGCCGGUUUCCCUAUAAUGAUCCUCCCCCUCACAAUCUCAUACAUCAACCGCCGCCGUCUCCACCUAAGUCAACCACCAUCAACCACCGCCGAACCCGCCGCAAAGCUAAAAAUAAUCUCCAUGAAACCUCCUCUAUUCUUCGCCGUAGCUUUCAUCGGAAUCCUCACCGGCCUCGACGACUAUCUCUACGCGUACGGCGUUGCUCGUCUUCCGAUUUCCACUUCUGCUUUGAUAAUCGCUUCUCAGCUUGGUUUCACGGCGGUUUUCGCCUUUCUGCUUGUGAAACAGAAAUUCACUGCUUUCUCUAUAAACGCCGUCGUUUUGCUUACGGUUGGAGCUGGCGUUUUGGCUAUGCAUACUUCUGGAGAUCGACCCGCCGGUGUUUCUACGAAGCAAUAUGUUAUUGGUUUUCUCACUACUCUUGGUGCUUCUGCAUUAUAUGGAUUUGUUUUGCCUUCAGUCGAAUUGAUUUAUAAAAAAACCAAACAAAACCUUACUUAUUCUCUUGUUAUGGAAAUUCAGUUUGUUAUGUGUUUGUUUGCUACUCUCUUCUGCAUCGUCGGCAUGAUAGCAAAUAACGACUUUAAGGUGAUUCCGAGGGAGGCAAGGAAUUUCGGAUUAGGGGAAAGAACAUACUAUGUGGUGUUGGUGAUGAGUGCAAUGUUAUGGCAAGCGUUUUUCUUGGGAGCAAUUGGAGUUAUAUUUUGUGGUUCAUCUUUGUUAUCGGGUAUUUUAAUUGCUGUUUUUUUGCCGGUAACUGAAGUGUUGGCGGUAAUUUUCUAUAAAGAGAGAUUUCAAGCUGAGAAAGGGGUUUCUCUUGUGCUUUCUCUUUGGGGGUUUGUGUCUUAUUUCUAUGGUGAGAUUAAAAAAGAGAAGGAGAAGAAGAAGAAACGUGCUAUGGAGACAGAGAUGGGUCAUCCUCUUGAAGUACUACCUGCUCCGUGAUUGUUGUAGAGUUAUUGAAAUGUGUGUUUUGUGUGUGAAUUAUUAAUUAAGCGAAAUGCUUUAAUUAAAUGUCUGAUUAGAGGAUAAAGGGUUGGGGCGUGCAAGUGUGAACUAAAAUUUGGGUAAUUUAUAACUAUUUUUAGGAAAAUACUACUACUAAAGAGUGCUAUGAGAGACUGUUAAAUACUGUUACUAGUUUACAAUAAUACUCCUUCCAAGAGAUUGGGAUCUACCUGGGGUCACGGCUCUAUUAAUAGUUUAACAUAAUGUACAUGUAAUGUAAAUAUGUAAUGUCUUAAUGUAAAUUCUCUGUUUAAUUGUA